Nerophis lumbriciformis (worm pipefish) is the source of this 1575-nucleotide messenger RNA. The record is from RefSeq and is a predicted model, not a curated record. NCBI's taxonomy places the organism in Eukaryota, Metazoa, Chordata, Actinopteri, Syngnathiformes, Syngnathidae.
AUGCAAUCAUUAUUCAUUCAAAAUGGAAAGGAAACACCUGAACCUGUGAAAGCUCAAAUAAAAGGUCACAUGCCAACAUGGCUUCAGGGCACGCUGAUGAGGAACGGGCCUGCUCUGUUUACUGUGGGUGACUCUGAGUACAAUCACUGGUUCGAUGGGAUGUCCCUCAUUCACAGCUUCACUUUUAAAGACGGUGAUGUGUUUUACAGGAGUAAAUUCCUGAAAAGCCACACUUAUAAGAAAAACAUGAAGGCGGGUAGAAUCGUUGUCUCCGAGUUUGGCACCAUGGUCUAUCCUGACCCCUGCAAAAACAUCUUUUCCAGGGCAUUCACACAUCUCAGCAAUGUCAUUCCCGACUUUACCGACAACAACAUGAUUAACGUCAUCCGCUACGGUCAAGACUACUACGCCUCUUCCGAGAUCAACUAUAUGACCCAAAUUGAUCCUGCUACUUUGGACACCAUCGGAAGGAUCAACUACAGGAAUCAUAUUACCAUCAACUUGGCGACAGCUCAUCCUCACUAUGAUGAUGAAGGCAACACAUACAACAUGGGCACCGCCAUUGUCGGCCUUGGUCCGCCAAAGUAUGUCAUCUUUAAAGUCCCAGCUCAUGUUGCAGGUUCUGAGCAGAACAAACCCGCCCUCCAGCAGGUACAGCAAGUCUGCUCACUUCCUUUUCGCUCUACACUGUACCCGAGCUACUUCCACAGCUUUGGCAUGACCGAGAACUUCAUCGUAUUUGUGGAGCAACCAUUCAAAGUGGAUAUCGUCAAACUAGCGACUGCCUACUUUCGCGGCAUCAAUUGGGGAAGCUGCCUCAAGUUCGACAAGGACGACACUACCUUUUUUCACCUAUUCAACCGCAAGACGGGCAAAAGGGUUUCCACUUGUUUCUAUGGUGACGCUCUAGUAGUCUUUCAUCACAUUAAUGCCUACGAGACCGAGGACCACGUAGUGUUCGACCUGAUUGCCUAUACAGACAGCAAUCUUUACGACAUGUUCUACUUGAAGAACUUAAGGCUGGACACUAAGAGCUUCAUUGAGGCCAAUGCCAACUCCUCGCCCCCAGUCAGCCAGCGCUUUGUCCUGCCGCUACAUGUCAACAAGGACUCAGCAAAAGAAACCAACCUAGUGACUCUGGCAGACACGACUGCCACCGCAGUCAUGAAGGACAAUAGUCAAGUCUACUGCCAGCCAGAAACGCUGUUCCAAGGGCUGGAGUUGCCCAACAUCAACUACAAGUUCAACGGCAAGAAGUACAGAUACUUCUAUGGCUCCAAAGUGGACUGGUCACCACAACCAAACAAGAUCAUCAAGUUUGACACUGUAACCAAGACCCACAUGGAAUGGCAUCAGGACAACUGCUACCCAUCAGAACCCGUGUUUGUUGCAUCACCCGGAGCCGUGGAUGAAGACGACGGUGUUAUCUUGUCAUCAGUCAUCUGUCCCGACCCGAACACUAGGCCAUUCAUGCUUGUUCUCGAUGCCAAGACAUUGGCAGAGCUGGCACGAGCAGACAUUCCUGCCAGCGUUCAUUUGGACCUUCAUGGACUUUUUAUUCCCAGCGCCAACUGA